This is a messenger RNA of Drosophila arizonae, 711 nucleotides long. Its product is annotated as glutathione S-transferase 1-1-like. Gene Ontology annotation, biological process: glutathione metabolic process. The record is from RefSeq and is a predicted model, not a curated record. NCBI's taxonomy places the organism in Eukaryota, Metazoa, Arthropoda, Insecta, Diptera, Drosophilidae. Gene Ontology annotation, molecular function: glutathione transferase activity.
UUGUAUUAUAUUAUAGCUCUGGCAACAGCUCUAGCAAUAGCAAUGGACUUGUAUUAUCGACCCGGAUCUGCGCCGUGUCGAGCGGUCAUUAUGACGGCCAAGGCAAUUGGAAUUGAGUUUGAUAAGCUGAUUUUUAUCAAUACACGCGCUGGGGACCAAUUCAAGCCGGAGUUCCUGAAGGUGAAUCCACAGCACACGAUACCCACGCUGGUGGAUAAUGGCUUUGCGCUGUGGGAAUCGCGUGCCAUCAUGGUCUACCUGGCGGAGCGCUACGGCAAGGGGACGCCGCUCUAUCCCCCGAACAUUGAGCAGAGGGCGUUGAUUAACCAGCGCCUGUACUUCGACAUGGGCACCUUGUACAAGAGCUUCGCGGACUACUACUAUCCGCAGAUCUUCCAGCAGCAGGCGCCCAAUGAGGAGCAACACAAGAAGAUCGAGACUGCGUUUGAGCUGUUGGAUGGCUUUCUGGCGGAGCGUAGCUAUGUGGCCGGCGAUUGGCUGACUCUGGCCGACAUCUCGAUCCUGGCCAGCGUUUCGUCCUUCGAUGUGGCGGGCUUUGACCUGAGGCGUUAUGGCAACGUGGCCAGGUGGUACGAGCUGGCGAAGGUGAACACACCUGGCUGGCACUCCAACUGGGCGGGUUGCCUGGAGUUCCAGAAAUACUUCCAGAAAUGAAAUUGCCUAUGAUUCAAUUAAAGACAGAUUCGUUUA